This is a messenger RNA of Phycodurus eques (leafy seadragon), 6126 nucleotides long. It is a transcript of the gene taok1a, whose product is annotated as TAO kinase 1a. The transcript has 20 exons. Lineage: Eukaryota; Metazoa; Chordata; Actinopteri; Syngnathiformes; Syngnathidae. Gene Ontology annotation, biological process: execution phase of apoptosis; protein phosphorylation. Gene Ontology annotation, molecular function: protein kinase activity; ATP binding. The record is from RefSeq and is a predicted model, not a curated record. Bases 1119 to 4208 code for a protein of 1029 amino acids.
UGUAUUUUAAAAGGGGAUUGGUAACAAAAAUGCUCGCAAUAUCUUAAUGCAAUUUUGGUACUUUAGCAAGAUACAUAAAGUCCACACGCAUGAUUUGCUCUUGUGGGCCACAUUAAAUGAUCAGGCCCGCCGGACCUCUAGUUUGACACAUGUACUUUGAGGCUUCUUUAUACUCGCACGGACCGUGUCCGCGCUGACGUCACUGCGGCUAUCCGGCACGUAUCCUUUAUACUCUAGCGGAACCCACGUGCGCAGUUUUGAAAAUGUACUGCAGUUCACCUCCAAGUCGAGGGUGUCGCUACUGCUGGUUUUGGCUAGGACACCACAGGGUGGAGUUUUCUCUGCAUUUUUUUGGCCAUUUCUGGGAGCCUUUUUACUUUCCUUUCAGUAACAAGGAACACAGCAACAACAAUGGUAGAACAAAUGGACCCUGAUGACCAGAUGAUGCGUUUAAUUAUGCUGCAAAAUCGAUCGAGAAGGUGGCGGUGUAUAUGGUAUGUACAACCAAGGGGCACGCUGAGUAUGUCAUCACAACAUGUGACUAAAACGGACCAAUCACAAGAGAUGAUCUCCACGGCGUUCGACGACUAUUUUUGCCGUGUGCGCGACAAGCUACGCAGAGGGGCCGCGUGGGGCAAUUCGUUGUCGACCGCGGGAGUAUAAAGAAGCCUUUAAAGGAGACAUAUAUUGUGCAUUUUUUUUCAUAAUAUAAACCAGUUCCCGGGUAUCUUAACAUGCCUGUCUCAUGCUUUUGUCAAGAAUUUUAGAAAAUUAUUGACUCGUUUUAGGCGUGGAGCUGUCUGUUAAAGUGAAACAGCCCACAUACUGCUGGGCUAAUGGCGAGCUCAGUUUUCAUUAGAAUGACAACAUAGUGGGCAAGAAGUGUGCGUUGGUCCUGGCUAAUGGCUGUCUCCGUGACGAGUGUUCGUGGUGGCCAGCUGCUCGGAUCUUCUCGCAGAAGCUGAACCCAGAAUGUGGCAAACAAGUCAGCACCCAAGUGGUGACCACAUAUGAGACGACUGUCCUGCAGAUGAGCCGUUGGUGGGGGCAGUUUAGUCGCUGUCGCAGACCCAGAUAGUUUGGCGGCAGCGGCAUCGCACCCCCACCAUCUCCCCACUAUGCCCAACAGCAGUCGGACGGGGAGCCUUAAGGACCCCGAAAUUGCUGAGCUCUUCUUCAAGGAAGACCCAGAGAAGCUCUUCUCGGACCUGCGCGAGAUAGGACACGGCAGCUUUGGCGCCGUAUAUUUUGCACAGGAUGUGCGAACAAGUGAGGUGGUGGCCAUCAAGAAGAUGUCCUACAGUGGAAAGCAGUCCAGUGAGAAAUGGCAAGACAUAAUCAAAGAGGUGAAAUUCCUACAGAGAAUACAACACCCAAACAGCAUCGAGUACAAAGGAUGUUAUCUGCGAGAGCACACUGCUUGGCUGGUGAUGGAGUAUUGUCUAGGGUCUGCUUCAGAUCUGUUAGAGGUGCACAAGAAACCCCUACAAGAGGUUGAAAUUGCUGCAAUUACCCAUGGUGCUCUUCAAGGUUUGGCCUAUCUUCACUCCCACAACAUGAUUCACCGAGAUAUCAAGGCAGGAAACAUCUUGCUGACAGAGCCAGGCCAGGUCAAACUUGCUGAUUUCGGCUCGGCCUCCAUCGCCUGCCCUGCCAACUCCUUUGUUGGGACGCCAUAUUGGAUGGCCCCAGAGGUGAUAUUGGCUAUGGAUGAGGGCCAGUAUGAUGGAAAAGUGGACAUCUGGUCUUUGGGAAUAACCUGCAUUGAACUAGCUGAGCGGAAGCCUCCACUGUUCAAUAUGAAUGCAAUGAGUGCCUUAUACCACAUAGCACAGAAUGAGAGCCCCAUGCUGCAGUCCAGUGAAUGGACGGAUUAUUUCAGAAACUUUGUAGAUUCUUGCCUUCAGAAGGGUCCCCAAGAUAGACCGAACUCUGAAGAGCUUUUAAAGCAUGCGUUUGUCCAGCGUGAGCGUCCCGAAUCGGUUCUAAUAGACCUAAUAAAUCGGACAAAAGAUGCAGUGAGAGAACUGGACAAUUUGCAGUAUCGCAAAAUGAAGAAGAUUUUGUUCCAUGAAGCCCACAAUGGCCCCACAAUUGAAGCUCCGGACGAGGAGGAGGAGCCAGAACACAGCGUGGGCAGAACGGGCACGGUAAACAGUGUGGGGAGCAACCAGUCCAUUCCCAGUAUGUCCAUCAGUGCCAGCUCCCAGAGCAGCUCUGUCAACAGCCUGACUGAUGCCGGUGACGAUAAAGGAGAGGUGGACAUGGAGGGGGACCACACCGUCAUGUCUAACAGCUCUGUCAUAAAUCUCAAACCGGAGAAAGCAGCGUACAACAAAGAUUCAGAACCUCACGUUCGAUCAACUGAGCCUCAGUCCCAGCCUGCCAACACCCCACGGCCAAAACGGAACCGAGAACACUUUGCGACAAUACGCACAGCCUCAGUGCUCACACGGCAGAUUAAGGAGCAUGAGCAGGACUCUGAAUUAAGGGAGCAGAUCUUGGGCUACAAGCGCAUGCGGCGGCAGCACCAGAAACAGCUGAUGGCCCUGGAGAACAAGCUAAAGGCAGAGAUGGAUGAGCACCGACUACGUCUGGAUAAGGAGCUGGAGAACCAGAGGAACGGCUUUGCUCAGGAGAUGGAGAAGCUGAUCAAGAAGCACCAAGGGUCCAUGGAAAAGGAUACAAAAACCUUUAGCAAUGAUGAGAAGAAAUUCCACCAACACAUCCAGAGCCAGCAAAAGAAGGAACUCAACAGCUUCCUCGAAUCACAGAAACGGGAGUACAAACUCCGCAAGGAACAACUGAAAGAGGAGCUGAAUGAAAACCAAUCAACACCCAAGAAGGAAAAGCAGGAGUGGUUGUCCAAGCAGAAGGAGAACUUCCAGCACUUCCAAGCAGAAGAAGAGGCAAACCUGCAGCGGCGGCAAAGGCAGUAUCUAGAAUUGGAGUCCCGCAGGUUCAAACGGAGGAUCUUGAUUGCUCGCCACAACAUCGAGCAAGAUUUAGUGCGGGAGGAGCUGAACAAACGUCAGACCCAGAAGGACCUGGAGCACGCCAUGCUCCUGCGGCACCACGAGUCCAUGCAAGAGCUGGAGUUCCGCCAGCUCAACACCAUCCAGAGGACGCGGGCCGAGCUCAUCCGCCUCCAGCACCAGACGGAGCUCACCAACCAGCAGGAGUACAACAAGAGGCGUGAGAGGGAGCUGAGGCGCAAGCACGUUAUGGAGGUUCGCCAGCAACCCAAAAGCCUCAAGUCCAAAGAGCUACAGAUCAAGAAGCAGUUCCAGGACACUUGCAAGAUCCAGACCAGGCAGUACAAGGCCCUGAGGAACCACCUGCUGGAGACCACACCAAAGUCAGAGCACAAGGCUGUGCUUAAGCGCCUCAAGCAGGAGCAGCACCGCAAACUCGCCAUCUUGGCCGAGCAGUAUGACCACUCCAUCAACGAGAUGCUGUCCACUCAGGCGCUUCGUCUGGACGAGACUCAAGAAUCCCAGUGCCAGGGCCUUAAAAUGCAGCUUCAGCAGGAGCUGGAGCUUCUGAACGCCUAUCAGAGCAAGAUCAAGAUGCAGACGGAUUCGCAGCAUGACCGCGAGAGGAAAGAUCUGGAACAGAGGGUGUCGCUACGCAGAGCCCUGCUGGAACAAAAGAUCGAGGAGGAGAUGAUGUCCUUGCAGAACGAUCGCUUGGAGCGAAUUCGCAGCCUGCUGGAGCGUCAAGCACGAGAGGUGGAGGCGUUCGACUCUGAGAGUAUGCGCCUGGGCUUCAGCAACAUGGUGCUAUCGAACGUCUCUCCAGAGGCCCUUGGCAACAGCUUUCCUGGAUCGCCAGCAAGUUGGGGUGUCCAUCUUCAGCAACAGCUGCAGCAGCACCCGUCGUCAGGGAGCUUUCACGGGUCACACUGGAGCGGCGGCAGCUUAGGCGCAGGGUCCAGCCGUCAAGGCAGCCAUCGCCACUACCACUCCAGUCCCAGUGGGCCGCCUCCGCAGCAGAGCUGGGGUCAAGGCAUGCAAGGAGGCGGGACUCCACAGCCAUGGGGCCUCCCCUCAGCGGUGUCUCUCAUCUCCCGCAGUGGCACCGGUGCACAGAACAGCCCCCAAGGCAUGGGAAGGACACCGCCCGGGGAACACGGCGAGCAGGGCAUGAGCAGGAGUACCAGCGUCACCUCGCAGAUAUCCAAUGGGUCCCACCUUUCCUACACAUAAGUUCUGUGUCAGCGCGCACAGAUGUCAAGUCCAACAAAAAAAACAGCAGCAAAGAAAUCUCCCCUCCAUUUUCUUCUACUGUGUGCACACGCGUGGAUGUGUAGUUGAAUCGAUGUUGCUCAGGUGAAAAGGGCUGCAAAUAGCAGCAGGCCCCCCCCCCCUUUGUCCCCUCUCACAGAAAGCAUACAAUACAGGUUUGUUACUUUAGCAACAACAUUUUUACUGAUGCAUUUUUGUUUUUUGAUUGCAUUGUUGUCAUUCAUAGCUCUUGCUCCCAUUUUGCACAUUAAGACACUGUUGAAAGCCUUCCCAUUAAACAAACAAUGAUAUACAUAUACCUGCUCCAAUAGAAUGCCCCCGGCCCGUACCGAUUGUGGUUGUAGACAGCCUUAUAAUGCCAGCCUGCUGUGAUGGCCAUUGGGAUCCAUUUAGACCACCACCAGCCAAAUCCCAUCUCAACCAAAUCAGCAUUUUUCUCCUUUCAGUCCAAGGCUACGAGCUUGACGACUGUGCCUUUUCAGCUUGUUUGAAUGAAAAUAUAGGUCUUUUAUGUCAGUAGUGUGGUAAAUCCCCAAUGGCCCAGUUUAAUCCAUAAAAGCAUAUUUUCCCCCCAUUUCAAAGAAACCCACCUGUUCAGUUUGCUUUCCUUCAUGUUAAAAUAGACUGCCCAUAUGUGUAAAACACGGUCUGAGUGCUUGUUUUAGCAUUCUUAGAAUCCUUAUUUCCACAAGUACCCAAUGCAUUCAGAUGUAUACGCAAUGGUGAUGUGCCGAGUAGUCUUAUAAACUGUGUGAAGUGGUGAGGAACGUAUACAUUUUUUAUUUUAUUAGUAGUCAUUUUAGAGUGGUGGUACUCUUUAAGAGAUGAUGUGACAUAUCAGUGUCCAAUGUGACAUGCUUGCCUUCAAAAACAAUCAAAAUCCGACAUCUUGAUUUUUAUCAGUGCCUUUUUUUUAAAGAAAAAACUGCUGCCUUUUUAAAGCACUUUAUGCUAAAUGCAAAAUAUUUUUAGAGUUAAUAUUUGACUUUAUUGGGGGGCGCAAAAGCACCUGGUUAGAUGUCUUGUUGUUGGGAUGAGGAGUCGGGUAGUAGUACACGGCAAGCCUGGUACGUGUGAGUCGAAAUCCACUUCAGCUGAAUGUGGAAUGCCAUUGGAGUUUUUUUUGUUCUUUCAUCAAACUGAACUGUUGAGGCUGGUUGUGUGCAGGUAAUAGUCAUGACCAUGACAGCAGGCUGGGAGCCACAUCACAUCAUGGUUAGGUGGCAAUGCAAAAACGUGUUAUAUUAAAGAACAUUGUUCAUCAGAACAAAGACUGAAUCAGGAUUGCGUGUGCGUUUGUGAAAGAACACGCAAGUUAGAUGAUGAACAAAUGUGGCAUUGAGCACUUGGGUAUUUCCUUUCCAUGUUGAAGGAGCGACCUUCGUUGCGUGACAAAACCGUUGAAGCAGAGCUGUCAAACUCAUUGAUGUCGUGGGCCACAUGAGAGUGCUAUUAGACUGUGAAAAUAAUAUAAAUGUUUUGUCACCUCAUAUUUCUACAUGUACACAAUUACCGCUCCAUUUGAUUGUUACUUGAAUUUGAAAUCGGAAGUCAUGGAAAAUUGCGGCAUGCAUACAACGUGUCCAAUUUAUUUUAAGCUGUUUUGGUCAAAAAAGUGCAAUAUGUUGAACGUGUAGAAAAAUGUACAGAUUUCUGGCCAAAAUGAACAAACCCAUUUAGCAAGAAAAAAAGUAGAUACUUCAUUUGCAUUAGUUAGCCACAUAAAGUGCUGCAAUUGGCCAGAUCUGUCCCUCGGGCCUUGAGUUUGACACCUGUGCUUUAAAUCAUCAUGACCACCUGAUAGUGGAACCUCCAAAGUUUAACACAAUCCAAUUAACUUUCACAAACCCCAAUUACAAUGGUGUUGGAAUGUGUAAAA